Messenger RNA from Tupaia belangeri chinensis (Chinese tree shrew), 2013 nucleotides. RefSeq names its product regulator of G protein signaling 7 (gene RGS7). Gene Ontology annotation, molecular function: GTPase activator activity. Gene Ontology annotation, cellular component: plasma membrane; neuron projection; cytoplasm. NCBI's taxonomy places the organism in Eukaryota, Metazoa, Chordata, Mammalia, Scandentia, Tupaiidae. Gene Ontology annotation, biological process: positive regulation of GTPase activity; G protein-coupled receptor signaling pathway; regulation of G protein-coupled receptor signaling pathway. The record is from RefSeq and is a predicted model, not a curated record.
GGGUGGCGGUCGCCUGAGCAGCGAGACCUGGGGCGGCGCGAGAUCCGCAUCCGCCGAGUGUGAUGAAGCUGCCCUGCCUCGCUGCUCCGCUUGCCGCCAGCUGACACCGCCUGCACCCAGCCCGCCCGGGAGGGAUUCGCCGUGGGGCCGUGACCUUGGCCGAGGAGGCAGACUAAUAAUCCUUGCAUCUGAGAGUGGACCAAGUUUUGGGUGACAUGGCCCAGGGGAAUAAUUAUGGUCAGACCAGCAAUGGGGUGGCGGACGAAUCACCCAACAUGCUGGUGUACAGAAAGAUGGAAGACGUCAUAGCACGUAUGCAAGACGAAAAAAAUGGAAUUCCUAUUCGGACUGUCAAAAGCUUUCUUUCCAAGAUACCUAGUGUCUUCUCUGGUUCAGACAUUGUUCAAUGGUUGAUAAAGAACUUAACUAUAGAAGAUCCAGUGGAGGCGCUCCAUUUGGGAACGUUAAUGGCUGGGGAGAUGGCUGCUCAUGGCUACUUCUUUCCAAUCUCAGAUCACGUCCUCACACUCAAGGAUGAUGGCACCUUUUACCGGUUUCAAACACCCUAUUUUUGGCCAUCAAAUUGUUGGGAGCCUGAAAACACGGACUAUGCGGUGUACCUCUGUAAGAGAACAAUGCAAAACAAGGCAAGGCUGGAGCUAGCAGACUACGAAGCUGAAAGUCUGGCCAGGCUGCAGAGAGCUUUUGCCCGCAAGUGGGAGUUCAUUUUUAUGCAAGCAGAAGCACAAGCAAAAGUAGACAAGAAGAGAGACAAGAUCGAAAGGAAGAUCCUUGAUAGCCAAGAGAGAGCAUUCUGGGACGUACACAGGCCUGUGCCUGGAUGUGUAAAUACUACCGAAGUGGACAUUAAGAAGUCAUCCAGAAUGAGAAACCCUCACAAAACGCGGAAGUCUGUCUAUGGUUUACAAAAUGAUAUCAGAAGUCACAGUCCUACCCACACACCUACACCAGAUACUAAACCUCCAACAGAAGAUGAGUUACACCAACAGAUAAAAUAUUGGCAAAUACAGUUAGAUAGACAUCGGUUAAAAAUGUCAAAAGUUGCUGAUAGUCUUCUAAGUUACACGGAGCAGUAUUUAGAAUACGACCCGUUUCUUGUGCCACCUGACCCUUCUAAUCCAUGGCUAUCUGAUGAUACCACUUUCUGGGAACUUGAAGCAAGCAAAGAACCAAGUCAACAGAGGGUAAAACGAUGGGGUUUUGGCAUGGAUGAGGCCUUGAAAGACCCAGUUGGAAGAGAACAGUUUCUUAAAUUUCUAGAGUCAGAAUUCAGCUCGGAAAACUUAAGAUUCUGGCUAGCUGUGGAGGACCUGAAGAAGAGGCCUAUGAGAGAAGUGCCCUCGCGAGUUCAGGAAAUAUGGCAAGAAUUUCUGGCUCCUGGAGCCCCCAGUGCCAUUAACUUGGAUUCUAAGAGUUAUGACAAAACCACCCAGAAUGUGAAGGAACCAGGACGAUACACAUUUGAAGAUGCUCAGGAGCACAUUUACAAACUGAUGAAAAGUGAUUCAUACCCACGUUUUAUAAGAUCCAGUGCCUAUCAGGAACUUCUACAGGCAAAGAAAAAGAAGGCGAGAGCCAAAGUCCAGGCAACUGCAAAGUGCCAUCUCGAAGCAGCAGGGCGCAUGCCCCACCAGGCCCGUGUCAUGGAGCAGACUGUGGAAUCUCAUCGCCCGUCACCUUGGAGCCAGCACUCUUCCUCCUCCAGUUUUCCUGGAGAAAGGUGGAUUCAGAGACUAGGAGAUGGAAAGAAAUGGCAGAGCAAAGCAAACUUGGAAUGGAAAAGUGAUGACGGUCCCCCCCCCCACAGUCCUCAUGCCUGCCCUGUGUGUAAGAAGUGUCAAGGAAUGCUGAAGGUACAGCCCCUGAGCAAAAAGCACCAUGCACAGAAGUCCCCAGAUCAGGGUGCAAUGAUGUGGGAGCACAGAAUGGCAACAAGAAUGAGGAACAUGGCAGAGAGAGAACAGAGCAAGAAUAUGUAAUCAUAGACCCACC